CUCUCAUUUUCUUUUUACAGGGACGUCAUGUCAAGACUGGACAGCUGGCUGCCAUCAAAGUCAUGGACGUCACAGAGGAUGAGGAGGAGGAGAUUAAACUUGAGAUCAAUAUGCUGAAAAAGUACUCCCACCACCGAAACAUAGCCACCUACUACGGCGCUUUCAUUAAGAAAAGCCCCCCGGGACACGACGACCAGCUAUGGUUGGUGAUGGAGUUCUGUGGAGCCGGCUCAAUCACGGACCUGGUGAAGAACACAAAGGGGAACCAGCUGAAGGAAGACUGGAUCGCUUACAUCUCCAGAGAGAUCCUCAGAGGUCUCGCCCACCUUCAUGCCCACCACGUCAUCCACCGAGACAUCAAGGGCCAGAAUGUCCUGCUGACAGAGAACGCUGAAGUCAAACUAGUUGACUUUGGUGUGAGCGCUCAGCUGGAUCGUACAGUUGGGAGAAGAAACACCUUCAUCGGGACUCCUUAUUGGAUGGCCCCGGAGGUCAUUGCUUGUGACGAGAACCCGGACGCUACCUACGAUUACAGAAGUGAUUUGUGGUCCACUGGUAUCACAGCUAUUGAAAUGGCUGAAGGAGCACCACCACUCUGUGACAUGCACCCUAUGCGUGCACUUUUCCUUAUUCCGAGAAACCCUCCUCCCAGGCUCAAAUCUAAAAAAUGGUCCAAAAAGUUUUUCAGCUUCAUCGAGAACUCUCUGGUGAAGAACUACACUCAGCGUCCCCCGACGGAGCAGCUGCUGAAGCACCCGUUCAUCCGAGACCAGCCCAACGAGAGGCAAGUCCGCAUUCAGCUCAAAGACCACAUCGACCGGACCAAGAAGAAGAGGGGAGAGAAAGAUGAGACCGAGUACGAGUACAGUGGCAGCGAGGAGGAGGAAGAAGAUCCCCCAGAGCAGGAAGGAGAGCCAAGCUCCAUUGUCAAUGUACCCGGUGAGUCCACUCUUCGCCGUGACUUCAUCCGCCUGCAGCAGGAGAACAAGGAGCGGUCAGAGGCUCUCCGGCGCCAGCAGCUUCUCCAGGAGCAGCAGCUCCGUGAGCAGGAGGAGUACAAGCGCCAACUACUGGCGGAGAGGCAGAAACGUAUCGAGCAACAGAAGGAGCAGAGGAGGCGACUGGAGGAGCAACAACGGCGUGAGCGCGAGAUGAGGAGGCAACAGGAGCGCGAGCAGCGUCGCCGUGAGCAAGAGGAGAAGAGGCGGAUUGAAGAGAUGGAUCGUAGACGCAAAGAAGAAGAGGAACGCCGGCGGUCUGAAGACGAGAAGAGAAGGAAUGAUCGUGAACAGGAAUACAUCAGACGUCAGCUGGAGGAGGAGCAGAGACACCUGGAGAUGCUGCAGGAGCAGCUGCUGCGUGAACAGGCCAUGCUGCUGGCUGACGAGCGGUACCGUAAAAACAUUCAGGGUUCCCCUCAGACCGCCCCUCCUCCCAAGCAGCCCCCUCUGCCUCCCCGUUCAUCUGAACCGUUCUCCAACGGCGGCUCCUCCGAGGCGUCCGCCAUGCACCGCCCCAUGGAGCCUCAGGUGCAGUGGUCCCACCUGGCUGCUCUUAAAAGUAGCAACAGCGCCGCCCCCUCUCCUCCUCCUGCUCUGCCCGUCGUCUCUCGCUCCCAGUCCUUCAGCGAGACCGCCGGCGUCGCCUCUAAUUUUGCACAGCUCCACCUGCGCUCCCAGGACCCCCACCAUCACCACCAAUCGCCCGCACGCACUGACCCCCAGCCCCAACCUCCCCUCCACCACCCUCAUAGACUCGAACACCAGGCCAGCAGUGAGGAGGUGCCUCCAAAGGUCCCAGUGAGGACAACAUCCAGGUCUCCAGUCCUGUCACGCCGAGAGUCUCCUCUUCCCUCACAGCCCGGGAACCAGGGUGGACAGAGGAACGCUUCCGGCAAUGUGGAGCAGCGCCCCCUGUGGGACCGAGUGGAGAAGCUGCAGCCUCGGCCCGGCAGCGGCAGCUCGUCCGGCUCCUCCAACUCCAGCUCUCAGGCCAGUCCUGGUGACCGCUUUAGGCCACGCUGUGAGUCCCCUGCUUCCUCCAAAUCUGAAGGAUCACCUCUCCAGCGUCCUGAAAACAUCCCCAAAAAACAAGAUGAAAAGAACGUCGCCCGGCCCACUCGACCAGCUGGUGACGCGGACCUGACCGCUCUUGCCAAGGAGCUUCGUGCUGUGGACGACGUGAAGCCUCUCCACAAAGUCACCGACUACUCCUCCUCCAGUGAGGAGUCGGGCACCACCGACGAAGAAGACGAUGAAGAAGUGGACCAGGAGGCAGGAGAGGAGUCCACCUCUGGAGCUGAGGACUCGCGGGCUGGAUAUCCCCAUGGCUUCCGCAGGAGGCAGAGUAACGGCGAGACAGAGUCGGCUAAGACCAUGCUGGUGGAAGACUCGGAGAGCGACCAGGCAAUGACACCCUCCAAGGACGGCACACUCGUCAUCAGACAGAGCACCGCCGAAAUAAAGCGGCUGGUCAAUCUCUCAUCCUCCUCCUCCUCUUCCUCGGCUGGUCACGGCCACUGCCUGCCCCAACCCCCUGGCCACGCCCUGCCGGAGAAAAAUGGCUUUGCCGGUCGCAUACAUCACCUGCCAGACCUUAUCCAGCAGAGCCAUCACUCCCCUUCUUCAUCCACAAACAUCCCUCCCUCCUCAUCCUCAUCCUCCUCCUCCUCCUCCUCAUCCUUCCCCUCAUCAUCCAUCCAUCCCAGUCCUGCCAUGUCCCCACAGACCUCCCUGGAAAUGUUCACUGCCAUAGAGUCCCAGUCAGAAAGCAACUCCAUGUCCAAACACAAGUCUUCCUCUUCCUUCACUCCCUUCAUCGACCCGCGUCUUCUUCAAGUCUCUCCAUCCAGCGGCAGCUCUCUCAACAACAUGGCAGCGUUUGGUCAGGACGGACGACUGCCGGACCCGCUGAGAGCCGAAGCGUCCCGCAAAGGCUCGGUGGUGAAUGUUAACCCGGUGAACACACGCCCGCCGAGCGACACGCCAGAGAUCCGUAAAUACAAGAAGAGGUUUAACUCUGAGAUCCUGUGUGCUGCACUCUGGGGAGUCAACCUGCUGGUGGGGACAGAGAGCGGUCUGAUGCUGCUGGACCGCAGCGGCCAGGGGAAAGUUUAUCCUUUGAUCAACAGACGACGCAUCCAGCAGAUGGACGUCCUGGAGGGACUCAAUGUCCUGGUCACCAUUUCAGGUAAAAAGAACAAGCUGCGGGUGUAUUACCUGUCGUGGCUGAGGAACAAGAUUUUGCACAACGACCCUGAGGUGGAGAAGAAGCAGGGUUGGGUUAACGUGGGCGACCUGGAGGGUUGUGUCCACUACAAAGUCGUGAAGUACGAGAGAAUAAAGUUCUUGGUGCUGGCCUUGAAGAACGCUGUGGAGGUUUACGCCUGGGCGCCAAAGCCCUACCACAAGUUCAUGGCCUUUAAGUCUUUCGGUGACCUGGUGCACAGGCCUCUGCUGGUCGACCUGACGGUGGAGGAAGGUCAGCGGUUAAAGGUCAUCUACGGCUCCUGCUCGGGCUUCCAUGCUGUGGACGUGGACUCUGGUGCCGUUUACGACAUCUACCUGCCCACGCAUAUCCAGACGAGCAUUCAGUGCCACGCCAUCAUCAUUUUGCCAAACACUGACGGGAUCGAGCUGCUGGUGUGUUACGAGGACGAGGGCGUCUACGUCAACACCUACGGGCGCAUCACCAAGGACGUGGUGCUGCAGUGGGGAGAGAUGCCAACGUCAGUGGCCUACAUUAGGUCAAACCAGAUCAUGGGCUGGGGGGAGAAGGCCAUAGAGAUCCGCUCGGUGGAGACGGGACACCUGGACGGCGUUUUCAUGCACAAGAGAGCUCAGAGACUCAAGUUCCUUUGUGAGAGGAAUGACAAGGUCUUCUUCGCCUCUGUUCGCCAAGGAGGAGCCAGCCAGGUGUACUUCAUGACCCUGGGACGCACUUCCCUCAUGAGCUGGUAGCCGACGUUCCUCCACAGCAGCCGACGCGACGACCACAACCUUAGCAGAGACCAACAGAAGACGAUUGUGACUAUGACAGACGACUGAUGGAAGAAAAAAAAAAAAAAACAAAGAAGAGAAACGCCUUGAGCCUGAAGCGGAGAGAGCCGCUUCCUUUCACCUGCUCGGUUGAACAAGAUCGGACUGUACUCCUGAGGAGAAGCGAGGGGACUGGGUGCGGGCUUUGGGUUUUUUUUCUCUCACCUUAACCUUCAAGCCGAUCGCCCCUCUUCCUCUGCAGGGCGUGGGAUGUGUCGUCCUGUUGAAGGUAAAUCUUUAUGUGUCAUAGUUAAACUUUGCAUCGUGUAUGUGUGUGACAGAGGAAACACUGAGCAUGUGAAUAACUGACCAUUAGAGGCUUAAACGCGCCCGUUGCUGUAUCGAAGAAGGCCAAUACUGUACACGUGUUUAGUCCGGGUUCUGUUCAGGUAACUCCUCCUCUUCCUCCCACGGUAGAUUCUCAUGUUAACACUAGUUCACAGUCACCGUUCUCCUCCUUUUAAAUAACGCCUGACGUGUAAAUCUGCCUCCGUGUCUUCACUUUUUUGCCUUCUCCUCCUCGAAGUGAAGAUUUUUUAAGGGACCUUUCUCGAUCUAUCCAUAAACAAACAGGGUACUGGAUAUGAGCUUGUACAUACUAACUCCACGCCUCACGUACUGUAGGUGAUGUCGGACAGAUGUAGCCCUGUUUAUGGCAGCAUGUUGCUUUUGGUGUUCUCGACACAGAUUAGCCCCUUUUUUCUCAGACACUGUAUAUUUUGUAUGUGACUCGCUGCACAUGAAUAAAGCAGAAGAAGAAAACUAGGAAAUGAAAAACAAAAGGAGGUUCAUAACAUCAUUUAAGUCUCGCAUUAAAGGCCUGCGGUUUGGUGCAGCUUUAAGUGAAGUUAAUGGAGAAGAAAAAUACCCACAACAAAUAAUGUAAAAGCGCCCCGCUGCCACAUCAGUUGCCUGAUGUCACCAUGCAGAUAUGAGCGUCUCAAAGAUAAACUUGCAUUGAUGUGAAUGUUUUCAAACGUUUCGAACAAGAAAACAAUGCUGAGGGUGAUUUAGAAAGGUGUCAUCAUGCAGAUUGUCCAGCAGAGGGUGCUCUAACCUCACAAGUUUUCAACACUCUCAGGACUGUCUGCAGAAUAUGAAGCAGACGACUGAAUGCACUGGAUUAAAUUGAUUGACAAUGCAUAAUAAAACCUGUUCUGAAAUGGUUUUUUUUAAGAAGGCAAUGUUCUGAGUGACUUUAUGUUGUCUGAUGCGUGUAACAGUGAAGGAGAAAUCGUGUUGAAAAGGUUGUUUCAGUUCCAGGUCAAAAUAAACUGGCAUCCGCUGCAUUGUGGGUAAUCUUUCUGCAAACCUUAGUUCUUAAAAUCAGUCUACACCAGGUAUUCAUCUUGCUUUUGUUCCAACAGCAUACAGCUGAGAAAGAAAACCCUGCUUGGUUCGAGAUAAAUAAAACUUAUCUUUGAAGUGUAAUUGUGCAGUUUGUCCAGCAGAGGGUGCUCUGACUGCGUAUUUCACAACACUCAGGACUGUCUGCAGAAAAUGUAGCGGCGAUUCAGACGGUUGACGCGCUAGAAUUGAAUGACACUGCACAAUAAAAACAAUUUGUUAGAGAAGUUAAAGGAGGCGAUGUUCUGAGUACCUUUGCGUAGAUAUACCGUCGCAAAAAGGAUUUUAAAAUCCUGGUAGAAAUUCAAUAUUCAGUUUACAGUAUCCCUAAAUCGUCUGCACUAGUUCGCAAUCGAGUCGGUCUCUGAAAUCCCAAAUCGUCGGGUCAGGUUGUGCAACAUAAACCUUUGCUUUUACAUGCAGCAGCGUCUUGCUUAUUAAACCUAAACCAAAAAGGUAAAAAAACGACAUAAAUAAACGUGACCAAUCAGAGCAGGGGCAACUAAGUUUCUAAGCAGAUCAAUGCAUCACUGGCUCAGAUUACAACUGGCUGCAGAAAUGCAUCAAAAAAACCAGGAAGAUAACACACAUAAUGAGAUAAAGAAAACAACAUGAUAUAAAGAGCUAUUCAUUGUGUUUGUGUAUUUCUAAGUCAAACAUGAACUACUCCAGCUAAUCUUCAUUAACUUUGAUUUAAAAAAAAAGGCACCAAAGUGGAGCUCUGAUGUCGUGAUUCUUCCUGCUUUGUUUUAGUUCUCGUUGUAAGAAUGCCGGACGUACACGUUGAUGAGUUUUAAAGGAAAGAUCCACCGCAGAUAUCAUCAAUCUGUCGUUCGACUUCGGUCUAAGGAUUUACUUUCACAUAAUCAUCGUCUUGAAGUCUUCAGAUUCUGUUUUUUUUUUUUUUCUUCUCUCUACUGGAAAUAUAAAUAAACACACCCAGAAAUGUGAGCCGCGCCGCCGACAAAAACAAAAAAAAAAAGGUGGAUUUUUCCUUUAAAUGAUGAGUUGUAAGUAGGGCUAGCAUAAACUGUGAAAUAGCAGAAUUAGCAGGUGGCCGUUAAGGUAGCAUGGACGUGACUGUAAGGGAACGAAGGCAAGUGUGCAAAGAGAAAGACGAUUUCACAUCCACAAUCAUCCAACUCUUUACAGUUGCCUUACAAGGAUCUCAAUACAAAACCCGGUUUAGCUUUUACUCGUUUUUAGUGACGUUUGGAUUCAUGUGUACUGUAGGAAGACUUGAGUCAGAACCAGCCAUGUGAUUCAAUUCAUUCUGGGUUUCAGGCCACAAGUUCAACUGGACCAUAUUCUCAUUUUUUACUUCCAUUUCUUCCUUUUAAAGCCCAAAACGACAUGUUUAAUACAGUCUCCCUCCUCUGUUGAAUCAAUCCUGCAGCUCAUGUGCAUGUAUGAAUGAUAAAACCCUGAUAACGAGACUCUCCUUCCCCCGUUUAAACUCUUAAAUCCUGCUCUCAGUAACGGGCGGUGCCUUCACUGUCGAAGCUGGGAGCUGCCGAAUAAAGGAAAAAAAAAAAAAAGAUGCAUUCACUGUCUGCGAAGAAGGCAAAAAGUCACUCGUUCUAAUAGCAGUGUUACAAAACCACUUGAGACGGCGCGGACUAAGCGGCAUAUUUUUAACUCUGACUUAGUUUUUAGUCUUGUUUCUGCAAUUUUUAUUAUGUAACCCUUCGGAUAAGUAUGCGACUGCAGUGGUUUUUAAAUUGUAAUGCACACCUUAUGUUGAAAAUGUUUACAGAAGCAAUUGUUUUGUUAAACCAAUGUGCAUCGAUAUGAAUAUUUAUGGUUUAUUUUGAGGGCAGUUUCUCCCUGUUUUUUGUAUUUUGUAUUAUUCCCUUUUUGUACUUUCAUUUAGACGUUUGUGUACAGGAUUAAUCAACUUUUUGCUCACCACGUUAUGAAUUACACAAGUCUCUCGGGUGUGAUUUCACCGAUUCCUACUUCCUAAUUCCUCCUGCAUUAGUGCACAGUGUGCCCCUGGCUGCGUGGCAGCGUGGAUCAAAUGUUUUCUACCACCAGGUGCCAGGUGACAUGUCCCCCCCCCCCCCCCCCCCUUCCCUCGAACGUCUCUCCGCCAUGCCUCUCUAAUUUAUGUCCUCUCUGUGUGUACUAUGGGAAUUACUGUAUUUUCCUGAAGGUCUUUAUUUCCAUUGAAUAAAAUCAGAAGUAAUUUACA
This is a messenger RNA of Labrus bergylta (ballan wrasse), 7578 nucleotides long. Lineage: Eukaryota; Metazoa; Chordata; Actinopteri; Labriformes; Labridae. The record is from RefSeq and is a predicted model, not a curated record.